AUGGCGACAGCGGCGGCUCAAACGGAGCCUUCGGGCCUAGAGAAUAUUUCUACGUUACUGGAUAACCUCACCAGCUGUUUGUCGGGCGCCGGAUCGUCCCUUCCGAAAUCAAAACGAGAAUCGCCAACCGACGUCUCCAUCGAACCCCCCCACGACGGCAUAUCGCUUCUUGACACCAAGAAUGACCUGUUACUAUCUUAUCUACAGAACCUUGUUUUCCUUGUCAUUUUUCAGUUGAGAGAGGUAGCCUCUUCGGAGUCGAAGGCAGAUGAGAACAACGAUGUCGAUAAUGGCAACCCGUCACUGCGCGAAGAAAUCGUCAAAAAACUUUCCGAGCUCCGCGUGUAUUUGGACCGAGGCGUUCGGCCUCUGGAGGGCCGACUGAAGUACCAGGUUGACAAAGUCAUCAAGGCUGCAGAGGACGCCGACAGAGCUGAGCGCGGUGCCCCGGCCCCGACAAAGAGCAAGGCAAAGAAUGCGAAAUCUAGUAGCAACAACGAAUCUGGCUCAGAAGAGAGCUCCGGCGACAGUGAGAGCGAUAGUGAAGGAGAAGACGAAGAGGAGGAGGACAUUGAUGAGAUGGCUUUCCGUCCGAAUAUUUCCGCCUUCGCGAAGGGAAUAAAGUCGGAGGCUCAGACAGAAGAGAAGUCAGACAAGAAAGUGUCAGGGGACGGAAUCUAUCGGCCUCCGAGAAUCAUGCCAACUGCACUUCCCACAACCGAACGCAAAGAGCAGCGGGACCGCCGUCCACGCAGGUCAAAUGUCAUUGACGAGUUUGUCAGCGCUGAACUGUCGGCCGCCCCCAUGGCAGAGCCCAGCAUCGGGAGCACGAUUGUCCAAGGAGGAAGACAUUCGAAGACCAGGAAGGAACGAGAGCACGAAGCCCAACGUACUACAUAUGAAGAAACCAACUUCGUGCGAUUGGCCAAGGAGAGCAAGAAGGAGAGAGCCAAGCGACGCGGUCAGGGCAAGGAGAGCACUUUUGGUGGUGAAGAAUGGAGAGGUCUUACCGAGGGUGCAGACCGGAUCGCAAAGCUCACGCGUAGGGCCAAAGGAAGCGGCAGCGCUCUGGAGAAGAGUCGGAAGCGAAAACUUAAUGACGAUGGUCCACGCAGUGAUGGCGCGGCAGUGGGUCAGAUCUUUGAGAAGCGUCGGAAGAAGGUUGAGAGCUGGAAGCGGGCUUAG
Molecule: messenger RNA, 1185 nt
Organism: Aspergillus pseudoviridinutans
Lineage: Eukaryota; Fungi; Ascomycota; Eurotiomycetes; Eurotiales; Aspergillaceae
Gene: lcp5
Product: small subunit rRNA maturation protein LCP5
Exons: 1
Coding region: 1-1185 (394 amino acids)
Biological process (GO): maturation of SSU-rRNA from tricistronic rRNA transcript (SSU-rRNA, 5.8S rRNA, LSU-rRNA)
Cellular component (GO): small-subunit processome; nucleolus
Source: RefSeq, a predicted model, not a curated record